AUGGAUAGGAUCCCCGUCCCCGUCGCGCCGCUCAAGUCCAGCAGCUUCUCGGCGGCCACCAACCGGGAGGACAAGCUCGCCCGCAACCUCUCGCUCGGCCCCAUCAAGCUCAACGAGCACAUCAAGGAGGCGCGCGUGGAGAAGGCCGACAUCAAUGCCGGCGGGGAUGCGGGCGGCGGCGAGGACGGCGCGCCGGAGGAGGCCAGCGAGCCGGACUUCGCCACGCUGUCGGCGGAGAUCGACGCAUUCCUCGCCGCCCACAGGGGCGGCGAGUCGCCGCCGCCCGUCUCGGAAGUGACGCUGGACAAGUUCGCCAGCGCCGUGGAGCAGGAGAUCGCGCCGUCGGAGGGGACCGAGGACAAGUGGGUGCCCGAGGUGCCCGGCGAGGUGCCGCCGCUCCUGGCGGCGAUCAAGCGCAUCGCGGCGCUCUCGUCGGCGCUGACCGAGAACCAGGCGGAGGGCGCCAAGUACACGAUCGGGGUGCACCGCGUCACGGGCGUGCUCCACCGCGUGAUGACGUUCGUGGAGGACGAGUUCCACGCGCUGCUCGAGGACCCCCGCGUCGCCAAGACGGUGCCCGGCGGCGACACCGGCAGCGCCACGGGCAGGUCGAUGAGGCGGCCGCCGUCGUUCGGGCACGGCGCCGAGCCCGACCGCUGCGUGAUCCCCUCGUCGGACGGCGGCGGCGCCGGGGAGGCCUCCCCGCCGUUCCCGCCGGAGACCGUGGACCGGCUGCGCGCCAUGGCGGAGGCCAUGUUCGCGGCGGGGUACGACACCGAGUGCACGGAGGUGUUCCUGGUGGCGCGCCGGAACGCGCUGGACGCGUCGCUGCAGAGCCUCGGGUACGAGAAGCCGAGCAUCGACGACGUGGUGAAGAUGCCGUGGGAGGCGCUGGAGUCGGAGGUGGCCACGUGGAUCAAGGCGUUCCACCACACCGUCGAGGUCGGGCUCCCCGGCGAGCGCGACCUCUGCGCCCGCGUCUUCGCCGGCGACCGCGAGGGCCUCGGCCGCGACAUCUUCGCGGACCUCGCGCGCUGCACCAUGCUGCACGUGCUCAACUUCACGGAGGCCGUGGCGCUGACGAAGCGCGCCGCCGAGAAGCUCUUCAAGGUGCUCGACAUGUACGAGGUCAUCCGCGACGUGGCCCCCGUGGUGGACGCGUUCGUCGCCCCGCCCGGCGACGAGGCCUCCGGCGACCAGGGCGGGAGCGCGGCCGCCGCCCUGGCCGACCUCAAGUACGAGCUGGCCUCCGUGCGCUCCCGCCUGGGCGAGUCUGCGGCGGCCAUCUUCUGCGACCUGGAGAGUUCCAUCCGCGCGGACGCCGGGAAGCAGCCGGUCCCGGGCGGCGCCGUGCACCCGCUGACCCGGUACCUGAUGAACUACCUCAAGUACGCGUGCGAGUACAAGAACACGCUGGAGCAGGUGUUCCAGGAGUACCGGCGCCCGGACGACGACGAGCAGCACGAGGGCGGCGGCGCCGGCGACCCGUUCGCGGCGCAGCUGAUGGAGGUGAUGGAGCUGCUGCACGGGAACCUGGAGGCCAAGUCGCGGCUGUACAAGGACCCGUCGCUGAGCAGCAUCUUCCUGAUGAACAACGGGCGGUACAUGCUGCAGAAGAUCCGGGGGUCGCCGGAGAUCAACGCGGUGGUCGGCGAGGCGUGGUCCCGGAAGCGGUCGACGGACCUGCGGCAGUACCACAAGAACUACCAGCGGGAGACGUGGAGCCGCGUGCUGAACCUGCUCCGGGACGACGGCGUGAUCACGGUGAAGGGGCACGUGCAGAAGCCGGUGCUCAAGGAGCGGUUCAAGCAGUUCAACGCCGCCAUGGACGAGAUCCAGCGGACGCAGGGGGCGUGGGUGGUAAGCGACGAGCAGCUGCAGUCGGAGCUGAGGGUGUCCAUCGCCGCCAUCAUCGUGCCGGCGUACCGGUCGUUCCUCGGCCGGUUCGCGCAGCACUUCACCGCGGGGAGGCAGACGGAGAAGUACGUCAAGCUCAGCGGCGAGGACCUCGAGGCCAUCAUCGUGGAGCUCUUCGACGGCAACGCCGUGUCCAUGCCCAGGAGAAGGAUGUAAUGUACAAAUAUAAGGAGCCAUGAGAAACCUCCCCCUGCAUGACGACUAAUUUGAUUUAAGCAACUAUUAUCAUUACUGUAUUUUAUUUUCUGCCCUUUUUUUCCUUCAUUUCGAUCGUUCAUGAGAGUGUUGGUGGAACAGUACAGAAUUACAGAUGUUGUAAUCCCAUACUUAAAAA
Molecule: messenger RNA, 2251 nt
Organism: Panicum hallii
Lineage: Eukaryota; Viridiplantae; Streptophyta; Magnoliopsida; Poales; Poaceae
Product: exocyst complex component EXO70B1-like
Exons: 1
Coding region: 1-2073 (690 amino acids)
Biological process (GO): exocytosis
Cellular component (GO): exocyst
Molecular function (GO): phosphatidylinositol-4,5-bisphosphate binding
Source: RefSeq, a predicted model, not a curated record